Messenger RNA from Rosa chinensis, 1338 nucleotides. RefSeq lists its product as uncharacterized. The coding region runs from base 241 to 1311 and encodes 356 amino acids. Gene Ontology annotation, molecular function: DNA binding. NCBI's taxonomy places the organism in Eukaryota, Viridiplantae, Streptophyta, Magnoliopsida, Rosales, Rosaceae. The record is from RefSeq and is a predicted model, not a curated record. The transcript has 3 exons.
CUUUUCUCCCCUUUUCUCCUCACAUUUUCUUCUCUUUUAUGUCAUCCCCUCCUCAUCAUUUCUGAAUUUCUCCCCUUCCCUCCUCAUCACUGCCCAAUAACCCAGUUCUCUUGUUUCUCAGACUCAAUACUCUCACCUCUCUUUGCACAUCAGUGUCAGUCUUUCACCUCUCUCUACCAAGUCACUCUCUCCUCUUCUCAGCAAUCUGCUCUCAUUCUCUCAACUUUAUUGAGAUUAAAAAUGGCAAGCAGCGGUAGAGGUGGAAAUGAUCCAACAUGGAAGUACGCAACUCCCGUCGAAGAAAAUCGAAAUGGUACAACAUGUAUAUUUUGUUUUGCCACUUUUAAAAGUGGAGGAAUUACAGGAUUGAAGAGUCAUUUAUCGGGUUAUGAUCCUCACAAGAGUGUAAAGAAAUGUGAUAAGGUGCCACCGGAGAUCAAAACAGAGGAGAUAGCAUGGAUAAAGAGAAAAUAUUUUAUUAAGCAAGAAAAGGCAGCUGUUCAAGAUAAUAUUAGAGAAGAACUCUGCAAUGAUUAUCUUGGCAAUCAAACAAGUCUGUACAAUGACGAUGACGACAAUGAUGAUGAUGAUGAUGGAUUUCAGUAUCCACCAGACAUGCACCCUGCAGAACGACAAGAUUAUCGUGCUGCAGUAAGACGAUCAACCGUAGAUCGUGAUAAGAACUCUCAGUUUAGUAGAAGUGCAAGAUUUCAAUUUCCAAAACAAUCCAGAGGCGGUAGUAGCAGUCAACAACCGCAACAAGUUGAUCAAUCAAAAACCUAUCAGUACUCAUUUCCUGAGCCUCCAGUAGUAAUGCCAUCAAAAGAUAGUCGAUCAAAACAAAGCACAAUUAAAUCAUUACUAAAAGGUGAUAGAGAACUAUUGGCAACAAUGGUGUCCAAAUACAACAUAUAUGAUGCUGUCCCUUUUAACAAAGCUGAUUCUCCACAUUUCCAAAACAUGUUGACUACAACUGGAAAUCUAGGUCCUGGUGUAAAGCUUCCUACCUCCUAUGAAAUUCAGACUCGUUACUUAGAGAAUGAGUACACAGAAAUGAAAAGGUAUGUGGAUACUCACAGAGAAACCUGGAAAAUAUAUGGAUGCACUAUCAUGUGUGAUGGAUGGACUGGCCCAACCAAAAUGUCUAUUCUAAAUUUCAUGGUGUAUUCAAAAGGUUCAACUGUGUUUUUGAAGUCUAUAGAUGCUUCACAUAUGAAAAAAAAUGCUCAGUACAUAGAACUAUUGUUAGAUGAGAUUAUCCAAGAUGUUGGACCAGAAAAUGUUGUCCGGAUUGUCACUGACAAUGCAUAAGCAUUUAAAAAGGCCGGAAGGGAACUA